Molecule: messenger RNA, 1518 nt
Organism: Coprinopsis cinerea okayama7#130
Lineage: Eukaryota; Fungi; Basidiomycota; Agaricomycetes; Agaricales; Psathyrellaceae
Exons: 7
Coding region: 1-1518 (505 amino acids)
Molecular function (GO): metal ion binding
Source: RefSeq, a predicted model, not a curated record
AUGCAGCGAACGAAAAAGCCGCCGCCAGCUAAUAAGAGGCACACCAAGCCUUGCAAGUACUUCCAACUGGGCAGCUGCUCGCUAUCGGCGGAAAGCUGCAACUUUGCCCACGUCGUUGUCGCCCCACCUCUCCCUACCAAAGGUGCCUCCAUCUGCAGAUACUACUCGACUGGAACGUGCCACAAUGGAACAUACUGUCCUUACGGACACAGCAACCAAGCGGAGUCUCCCUAUCAACCUCGCAUCCACAUUGCCGGACAAGAGCCUCGAGGAGAAUGGCAGGCGCAUUCAACUUCCCCUAUAGAUUCCGUCUAUCUCGAUGCUCCACCCAUGUACGGCAACUAUCCAUCGGCGUACUCACCGUACCAUCACGAGUGGUCCUACGCCGCCGGAAUCAGUGCCCAACCACCGCCUGGCUACCCAUCAAACUAUAUCACACCACCAUCCUCCGGUGCACAACCUAACAAUAACCAGAAUCCCUUCACCCUCGGAUCCAAGUCGUCCAUUCCAGACCUAUCAACUGCUUCGUCCAAAGGUCACCCUGCCCCUGGUUUUACUUCCACUGCGCGGGACUAUCCCCAUCACUCCCCUUACCAUUACCCCCACAUUGCUACCCGGAGCAGCAGCAAUGACACGACGAGUACGGCCACAACAGAUACGACUGUGGCCAGCAGCAGCAGCUUGAACAGUGGGAGCGAUGACACAGGUUCAAGUUCGUUUUCAAGCUCGAGCACCGAUUCGGACUCAAUCGAGCUUAUUGUUGCCACCACAGAGGAUCCGCAAUAUCCGGAACGUCGACAUGAGCAUCAGUCACAAGUGGUCGUCGCGGACCCGCCUGGGCCAGAGCAUGUUCCACCGUUUGUAGUUUCGUAUCCUCGAGGAGGAUACCCCUUCCAACCCCAUCGCCCAAUGCCUGGCAGCUACAAUAGGCCUAAUCGAGCAGUCAGUCAACCUACGACUUUUGGGAGCGCUAGGACUGUAUCCCGGAACUCUGGAAAACCUAAGCCUAGCAAGUACAAGACUAAGCCAUGCAAGUUCUGGGCCUUAAAUAAAACGUGCGCAGCGGGGGAUGACUGUACCUUCCGCCACGAUGAACCACUCUCUUUGCCGAACCCAGGACCGCCUCCCGGCCACCGAUAUUCACCCUCUCCUCCACGUCUUGAGGCGCCGAGGCCGAGGGCCGCCUCGCAGCACAAGGACAACAAAUUCUUUCCAAUCUCGUGGAGGGUGAUCGGCGGGGGUGUGUUAGUCGGGGGAGCAAAGAACGGUGAGGAGGGAGAUAAGAUCUCGUCGCCAGCCGAUGGCAGCAGCGUGCCGCGUGUUCCCCCCUCCCCAAGGGAACCAUCAGCUGCUGAAAACCCGCCCCCACCUCAUAUCCCUUCAAAGGCAAACGAAUUACCCAAGAUCCACACAUCGCCCGGCACGCGGAAGCGUUCCAACUCCAUCCCUCUCACACCUAGCGGCGCCCAGGUCAACGUCAACAAUCUCUUCUCUGCCGAAUCCCCUGGUGUUUUAUAG